GGAGGGACGUAAAUCCAUGAAGCCCCCUUCCCCUUUGAUCCUGCCCCUCUUCCGGGCACCUCCGGCCCGGCGCGGACGCGAAGGCGGCCCUAUUAGGAGAAAUACGGCGCGGGGCUGGGCCGCUUCCCGCAGUCCAGGAGCCCGGCUGCGCUGUGGCAGCUGCGACCGCGUCCCCGCGCCCAGACCCCGCGUGUCCGCAUCCGUGUCUGCGUCCGUGUCCGCGUCCGUGUCCGUGGGGCCGCCUAGUCUCGGGCCAACACCACCCCCUUCGGGCAGACGCCGCCGAGCCCCGCCCGCCGCCCCCAUGAAGAAAACCAACAUGUGGUUCUUGGAGCGGCUGCGGGUGUCGGGGGAGAACGGGGCCGCGGGGGGCGAUGACAAGUCCAAAGGACCCCUGUACAGCAACGUGCUCACCCCGGACAAGAUCCCCGACUUCUUCAUCCCCCCGAAGCUGCCCGUGGCGCCGCCCGAGAGCGAAGCUCCGGCCGCUGCGGAGCUGGGCCCGUCGGAGCAGCCCCCCGCGGCCGCGCCCGCCUCGCCCCGCCGGGCCCCGCGCAGCCCGCGGCUGCCCGCCAAGCUGGCGGCCGAGAGCAAGAACCUGCUGCGGGCGGCCACGCGGCAUGUGAUCCAGAUCGAGAGCGCCGAGGACUGGGCGGCCGACGACAGCCCUGACGCCGACGCGUCCCUGCCCCCCGUGCCCAAGGCGCAGACGUCCUACGGCUUCGCCACGCUGGCCGAGAGCCCGCACACCCGGCGCAAGGAGUCGCUGUUCCACAGCGAGCACGGGGCGCUGGCCCAGGUGGGCUCCCCGGGCGCCGCGCGCCGCCGCGGGGCCGCCAGACCCGACGGCGGGGACGCGUCCCCCCGGGAGAGCGGCGGCACCCUCAUGAGCCCCGGCCGCUACUUCAGCGGCGGCGAGAGCGACACGGGCUCGUCGGCCGAGUCCUCCCCGUUCGGCUCCCCGCUGCUCUCGCGCUCCGUGUCCCUGCUCAAAGGUUUCGCGCAGGACAGCCAGGCCAAGGUGCACCAGCUGAAGCAGUCGGUGGGCCGCCACGGCUCGCUCUCGGCCGACGACAGCACGCCGGACACCAGCCCCGGCACGCGCCGCCGCCGCCGCCUGGCCCGCCGGCCCAGCCCCGAGUCCGGCCCUGAGCAGGGCCCCGCGCCCCGGGCCGAGCACGCCGUGCGCCUGGGCCAGCGCGGUAGCGUGCGGCUGCUGGCCGAGUACGAAGCGGCCCAGGCCCGCCUGCGCGUGCGGCUGCUGGCUGCCGAGGGCUUGUACGACCGGCUGUGCGACGCCCGCACCAUCAACUGCUGCGUGGGGCUGUGCCUGGUGCCCGGCAAGCUGCAGAAGCAGCGCAGCACCAUCAUCAAGAACAGCCGCCACCCCGUUUUCAACGAGGAUUUCUUCUUCGACGGCUUGGGGCCGGCCUGCGUGCGCAAGCUGGCGCUGCGCAUCAAGGUGGUGAACAAGGGCAGCAGCCUCAAGCGGGACACGCUGCUGGGGGAGAAGGAGCUGCCCCUCACCUCCCUGCUCCCCUUCUUGUAGAACGUCCCCCUACCCCCACCACCUGCCUCCCAUCCCCGCCCGCCACGGUGCAGAUUCCUGGGGCCUAGAAACAGGAAGUAGAGGCCUGGAGGCGGGGGUAGAGGCGUGGCCCGGUGUUCUGGGCGUGGCCUGGAGGUCUGGAGGUGGGGCAUGGGGGCGGGUCUGGUGGUAUAUGGGUGGGGCCCAGGGGCAUGAGGUGAAGGCCUAUUGGCUUAGUGGUGGGGGUGAAGACUGGCGCCAGGAGGCGGAGCCUAGAGUCUCAGAGGCGGGGCCUAUAGAAACAGGCGGAGUCUAGCGAAACAGGCGGAGCCUAGUGAAACAGAGGCGGGGCCUAGAGCCGCGGAGUCUGCAAAAACCCAGGCUGGCUUAGCCUGAGCCAGCUUCCCUGAUUGGCUGCUGACCGCCUCUCUUGUUCCCAGAUGAAUCUUUUGACAGGCGGAAGAGAGGGGCUGGUGCAUUCACGUGGAUAAGAGUCUGUGUUCCACCUUUGUUCCCAGAAAGUUCCAUGCCCCUCAUCCCUUCCACCUAGAGCUGGCUGGGUACCCCAAUUUAGGAAACAAGUCAGAGGUAUACAGACCAAGGGUCCCAGGCCCCUCGGAAUCUCUCCUGCUUCAGAAACGUUCCCCAGCAGACCCCGCUGGAAGCCCCUCUCUCUGCACCCCGGGUACGCCCCACCCAACCACCAGGGGUAGGACAGAGCACUCACGUCUGAGAAUCACCGAUCUCCCACGGUGCCCUGUUAGGCUGGAAGCAAGUCAGGGCCAGAAGAAGCACUCCAAGGGUGGGAGCUUUGCUUGCAGGAGCCCAGGAUCCUCCCCACAGGGUCCCCUGAGCUCCGGAAGCUGGGCAUAGCCCCCAAACCCCACCAUGAUCUCUCUCCAGGCCUCUUCCUCAGGGCCUUCUCUGCCUGCUUUUUUUUUUUUUUUGGGGGGGAGCUUCCUGCAACCUCCAUGGUGGCCCCGGAGCCUGGAGCCAUCAGUUCCUGUUUCUUUCCCAGGGCUGCAGAGGGACCCCCAGGGCCUGUAUGUAGACUUGCCGUGAGCAUGGAGGGGGUCCCAAUGGCGUCGGGUCCUUGGAUUGGUCUCUGGUGGUUUUUCCGAUGAAAUGUCUGGACCAGGGGCCCAGCCGCCGCCAGCCAGGCUUGGCCUGUCUCUUCUGCAGCUGCCUGCUGGGUUCUGGGGACCCGGGGACCCUGCGGGCUGUUCCCUCCCCAGACUCUGUCCCUCCCAACCUGAACUCACAGCCCCACGGUGGUGGUGGUGGGUGACGGAGAUUCCCCCCAAGACUCGGGGAAAGUAUGAGUCCCCCCAGGCGUGUGAGGUAACCAGUGUUCCCUUGACACACGUGUACACACGGAGAUGCCGGGAACCCACCCCCUCCUGCCUCCAUCCUGGACCUGUCCCUUGUGCUCCUCUCCUCUGGGGAUCAUUGUUCCUCUUCGCGCUACAUCCUGGGAAUCCCCCUCUCCCCGGACCUGGGGGGGUGGGGAAAGGGGGAGGCUUGGAGGUGAAUGUUUAGGGGGCUUUGCCAGUCCCUCCUCUUGUCUGCCACCCCAGCUUCCCCCCCAACCCUGGCCAGAGGUCCCCCACACUUUAGAACCCUGCUCUGUUUGGUAUCUGUGUUUGGAGUUGACUGUGGGUAAACCUUUAUGACACCCUUCCCUGCUCCUUACCCCAACUGUAUUUGUUUAUAACCGCUGUUUUUAGUGCAAUAAAGGUGCUUCCACAGACGGGG
This is a messenger RNA of Sorex araneus (European shrew), 3283 nucleotides long. RefSeq names its product C2 calcium dependent domain containing 4C (gene C2CD4C). NCBI's taxonomy places the organism in Eukaryota, Metazoa, Chordata, Mammalia, Eulipotyphla, Soricidae. The record is from RefSeq and is a predicted model, not a curated record.